Messenger RNA from Gastrolobium bilobum, 1065 nucleotides. RefSeq names its product 2-alkenal reductase (NADP(+)-dependent)-like. Bases 1 to 1065 code for a protein of 354 amino acids. Gene Ontology annotation, molecular function: 2-alkenal reductase [NAD(P)H] activity. NCBI's taxonomy places the organism in Eukaryota, Viridiplantae, Streptophyta, Magnoliopsida, Fabales, Fabaceae. The record is from RefSeq and is a predicted model, not a curated record. The transcript is spliced from 6 exons.
AUGGCUGAAAAGGAGAACAUGUUCAUGGUGGAAAGCAGAGAAUGGUACAUGGUAUCCUAUGCUCCACACGGUGUUCCAACUUCUGAUCAUCUUAAACUCCGCACUGUCAUUUUAUCAAUGGACGCAGAUUCAAUUCCUGAUGGCCAUGUUGCCAUUGAGACGCUGCUUAUUUCCAUAGAUCCAUACCUACGCAGCAGACUCACUGGAACCAUAGACGGACUUUGCUUUCAGCAAUUUGAGCUUAAUGAGGUGAUUACAGCAUUUGGGAUUGGAAGGGUAAAACAAUCAAAAGACAGUAAAUAUAAGGAGGGGGAUCUUGUUCUGAAUCCAAAUUCUCCCGUUGCAGAGUAUUAUGUCACGCCCUCCUCUCAUAUCGCUAGAAAAAUCGAUGCUGCAAGUGGCAUUUCAUUGCCCGAUUAUCUAAGCUCCCUAGGAGUACCCGGGUUUGCAGCAUGGGUGGGGAUAGAGGUGGUGGGAAACCCGAAACCUGGUUCAAAUGUGUUCAUAUCUGCGGCUUCCGGUGGUGUGGGAAUGAUUGCUGGUCAAUUGGCUAAGCUCAGAGGUUGUAGGGUCAUUGGAAGCACAGGAUCCGACGAAAAAGUGAAGCUAAUAAAAGAGGAAUUUGGGUAUGAUGAUGGAUUCAACUACAAUAAGGAAGCAGAUUUUGAUGCCGCUUUAAGCAAGUACUUUCCUGAUGGUAUUGAUGUUUACCUUGACAACGUUGGAGGUAAAAUGCUUGAAGCUGUACUUAACCAUGUCAACAAGUGUGCCAGGAUACCACUUUGCGGGAUGAUAUCUCAGUAUAAUAAGGUUUGGACUGAAAGAGAAGGCGUCAGGAAUCUUCUGAAUAUGGUUGGCAAAGAAGUGAGGAUGGAGGGUUUUGUGGUGGAAACAUAUUUGACUCGCAUUGGAGACUUUUCUAAAGAGAUGGAGGGAUACAUAAAAGAAGGCAAGGUUAAGUCCAAGAAUAAAAUAAAUAUCGGAAUUGAAAGCUUUUUAGACAGCUUUAGCUCUUUAUUUUCUAGCUCUAAUAUUGGAAAAGUAGUUAUUCAAGUUAAGGCAUAA